Messenger RNA from Hydra vulgaris (swiftwater hydra), 1458 nucleotides. Lineage: Eukaryota; Metazoa; Cnidaria; Hydrozoa; Anthoathecata; Hydridae. The record is from RefSeq and is a predicted model, not a curated record.
AUGGAAAACUUUAGUCUAGUAAAACCAAACAACUCAAAUGAUCUUAAAAACUUUGCUGAUAUGAUGGACAUUGCAGUCAUAAAUUUAAAAGAAUUAGGAAAAUUCGAAGAGUUAGCAGAUGGCUCACUCUACAUUAAACUUAUGAAGAAGUUACCAAAAACAAUGCUAAGUGUGUUUUUACGAUGGUUAUUUGAAAAGCAAAAAUGUCCUGGGGUGGAAUCGCUGAGAGAAUGGGUUAUUCAAGAAACUGAGGAACAAGCAAAGUUUCAUCAUCUAUGUUAUUGUUGUUUGGGUAAUGGUCAUGUUGGAAACAAAUGCGAGAAAUCAAGAAAAUGUGGAACCGAUGGUUGUCAGGAAGUUCAUAACAGACUAUUGCAUUUAAAGAAACAAACGAGAGAAAAAAGGGAAGAAACAACUCUUGUUACCAAGUUUUCAAGUAAAAAUCAAAUUCAAGAAGUGGCUAUGAGAACUUUACCUGUCAUUAUAACAAAUGGAAAGCUGUUGAUAAAAGUUAACGCUCUAUUGGAUGAUGCUAGUACCCAAACCUAUAUAAACAGUGAUGUAGCUGCAGAACUUGGAUUACAAGGAGUAAUGAAAGAAAUUAAGAUUAAUGUACUCAAUGGUAGAGUAGACACAUGCCGAUUGGGACAGCGACCGAUUGUAGAUAUUCUUAUUGGAUUGGAUAACGCUGACCUUCAUUCGUCGAAAGCAGAAGUUAAAGGACGCACUAGAGAUCUAAUAGCACGACUUACGGCACUGGGAUGGACAUGUGUUGGGGCGCUUGGACAAACGCAAGCUGAAAGUGUUGAAGAUAAAAAGGCCCUAGACCAAGCGGAAAAUUCGACAAAUUAUGUGGAUGGGCGAUAUCAAAUUGGCAUUCCUUGGAAAGAAGAUCCAAAAUUGUUGCCAAACAACUAUGAAAUGGCAGUAAAUCGGUUAAUAAGUACGGAAAAACGGCUUAAAAGAACACCGGAGGUGAUAGAAAUUUACAAAGAAACAAUACAAAACUACUUAACAAAAGGUUAUAUCAAAAAAGUAAGCAACAAUGAUUACAAAAAUCAAUGGAUCCUCCCACACUUCAGCGUUGUAAAGUUGGAAAAGGAAACUACAAAAGUCAGAACCGUUUUCGACGCUGCUGCAAAAUGCCAAGGUGUAACGCUUAAUGACAUCAUCUAUCAAGGGCCAAAACUGCAACUAGAUCUCUGUGCCGUUCUGUUGCGGUUCCAAAGAAACGCAGUCGCUUUGCUGGGUGAUAUCACAGAAAUAGUUGUAUUUGGUGUCAACUCCAGUCCUUUUCAAGCACAGUUUGUUAUACAAAAACAUGCAGAGAAAUAUAAAAAAAAGUUUCCACUGGCUGCGGAGACUGUUGAUAAGUUUACAUACAUGGAUGACAGUAUGGAUUCAGUUGAAACCGAAGAAAAAGCAAUUGAACUAUAUAAUCAACUUACACAACUGUGA